GCAGCUUCAACGGCGGGAACAAAUACUGAGACUAGCAAGUAGGCUGUUAAUUCUAAGCGCAGAGAGUACCUCGCUCGCUGAUCUGCACCAGCUAUGCGUAGCUGAUGCAUAGGUCUCUUGCUAAACAUGGCCUAACACACAGUCUCCAGGCAUUGGCCCUGCGCCGAACCCUUACUCGAGUUACCCCGGGGAGCUGGAAGCCAGGGUUGAACGGGGGCCGAGCGUCUCAGUCUUCCGACCGUCAUGAUGCUUUGUUAGCUGGUGGCUUUACCAGUCAGCCGACCAAAUCGUCAGGUUCGCAAACGCUUCACGAGCCGCAGGGGAAUAAUACAUCCAACACUAAGGUUCCGUGGACGGAUGGACAGAAGGAAAAGGCAGAGGAAGGAGGACAGAGCUCUGAGGACACUGGCCGCCAAUACCUAAGAAGACUCCUCCCACCUAAACGCUACCCGCCGCUGCUUCGCGAAAUUCAACAACGUGGACGCAACUACAAGGUCCCAUCCAAGAAAGGCCGCACUCAGAAGCCCCUGGAUCGGAGCAUUGCGUCUACCGAAACGCUGGAAGACGAGUUGAAAUGGGUUGCACGAAAUUAUCCGCACCCACACGCAAUCCGAAACAUUCUGAAAAUCCUGAUUGAAGACCGCAAAGUUAAGCCUUCAGCUGCUCAUUAUGAAGCAUUGAUUCUUGCCAAUUGCUUGCCUGAACUUGGAUCGGUGGGAAACCUCAAGAUCAUACUGGAAGAAAUGGAGCGGGAGGGCGUGCUGAUUGAACCCGCUAUAUAUUAUGCAGUCUUGACGGUUCUCGCAGUCCAUCCGGACACCUAUCUUCGUACCGCCAUCAUUCAGAAACUCCGUGAGCAAUGGAUUACGAUCCCGGAACAAUACGCCCACUUUAACGUUGUGGCCAUGAUCCGGGAAGGCCAGCUCGAGCUUGCGACAGUUGAGAUGGAGAAUCUACAGCAGAAACAAAUCCCUAUUCCACCCUGGAUAUGGACCAUCUAUGUCCACGCCAUUUGCGAUCGGCACGAUUUCGAGGGCUUGCUGCAAGUCUUGUAUCAAUUGUCUGAUAUGGGGUUCUUCUUUCCCCGACCGACGCUGCUGCAUGUUCUCAUCCAGGCAUCUCAGCACGGCUGUUUGGACGUCACAAAAUGGGUCUGGUAUGGAUAUGUUGAGACAAUGCAUAUCAUGCCGAAUGAAGAAUUAUGUAUUGAUGUUCUACGAUUAGCAGUGACUAAUGAAGAUCGUAAACUGGCGGAGUCUGUCAUUGUUGUGCUGGAGAGUGUUGCUGGAGACGUCCUCACUGCGCCGCCGAGUCUGGUGGACAAGCCGCCUCCAACUAAGCACGAACUCUGGAGCCUGACUUUCGAUUCGCCAGAUCUUCCUGGAAUGGAAGACCUUUCGGUUGAUACUGGGGCUCAGGACGGCAAUGAGACCAGCAACAGGGCUGGAACUGGAACCAACAACGCAGUUGAUAAUGCUGGGAAAAACUCCAAAGCGGGCUCUGCGUCUUUGUCGUCAUCACGCUCGCCAUCUACAUCAAAAUCAUCCGCCCCAAAGUCCAGAUCCGAAUCCAAGCGCCUUGCCAUGGCAUUUUCGACUCCGCUCCCGUUGCCGCCCCCACACAAACCGCCUCCGCCGCGCCCAUUGCCAGAGGAAGCUAUACAGCUUCUCGAGAAAUUAGGAAUUAAAUAUUUUCCUACCCGGCGCGGUCGCAAACGGCGUGGCAAUCUUUAUCCCUUGUUCAGGAAGGAGAGCGGGCUACGAGGCGCAAGAUUUGACCCCCAGCUCGCGCUCGUGCAAGGCUGGGAAUGGCGGAAGAAAUAGAGAGCCCUGGCAGUGAGGUUCAUAGAGGACGAAUCCAGACACCUGUUGAUCUGGGAUGUGCCAGCUCUAUAUACAGGCAGAAAAGGGGGUAUGGUUACUGGUUGUCAAGAGAGUUUGAAAUACUGUGUUCCUGGAACAAGGCCACUUGGCUAAGGCCCUUAUCAACAUGUUAUCUAUAUUGGUAUAAGAACAGGCUUCACAAUCCUCACCCAUGAAUGUUCCGUUGUUCCUUUUUGUCAACCCUCUUGUUCCGUCCUGCUCACCCUCUUGCGUGUCUAUUGUCUUAAUUCUCCUGGGUUGUCACGUUCACCCAUCUGGGUUACUACCAUCACCGC
Exophiala dermatitidis NIH/UT8656 is the source of this 2158-nucleotide messenger RNA. RefSeq lists its product as uncharacterized. The transcript has a single exon. The record is from RefSeq and is a predicted model, not a curated record. Lineage: Eukaryota; Fungi; Ascomycota; Eurotiomycetes; Chaetothyriales; Herpotrichiellaceae. Bases 105 to 1823 code for a protein of 572 amino acids.